AUGCUAGAGAGGCUAUUGAAUCAGAAAUUAAAAUUAAAUCUUUUAAUGAAAAAUCAUUACAUCCAAAAGUUGUUGAAUCGAUUUCAUGUCAAGCUUUUGUUACACAAAUGAUAAUUAAUCCUUACGACACGAAAAAGGAAAGCGUUACUAAAAAACAAUCAUAUUUCGGUGAUUUUAUGCAUUUAUGGAGAGAUUACUCUAUAAGAAUUAAUCGUUCAACCAUGAACAUGAAUAAACUGAAAAUUCUUAUCGACUAUGGAUUAAAUAGAAAUGAUUUGAAGAAGCAAUUAGUUAAAAGUAUUGAUUACAUGAACGUUGCAUUGAGAGAAAGAAUUUGA
Funneliformis geosporum is the source of this 338-nucleotide messenger RNA. NCBI's taxonomy places the organism in Eukaryota, Fungi, Glomeromycota, Glomeromycetes, Glomerales, Glomeraceae. The record is from the annotation of a GenBank genome assembly.